Myripristis murdjan (pinecone soldierfish) is the source of this 1624-nucleotide messenger RNA. It is a transcript of the gene gosr2, whose product is annotated as golgi SNAP receptor complex member 2. Gene Ontology annotation, molecular function: SNARE binding; SNAP receptor activity. The transcript is spliced from 6 exons. Gene Ontology annotation, biological process: vesicle fusion; intra-Golgi vesicle-mediated transport. Lineage: Eukaryota; Metazoa; Chordata; Actinopteri; Holocentriformes; Holocentridae. The record is from RefSeq and is a predicted model, not a curated record. Bases 146 to 784 code for a protein of 212 amino acids. Gene Ontology annotation, cellular component: ER to Golgi transport vesicle membrane; endoplasmic reticulum membrane; late endosome membrane.
GUUUCCGUACACAAACUCUCAGCUGAUGACGUGUGCACUCCACUGCCGUCAGCUAGCUCGCUAGCUUAGCCAUCUGUCAGAAUAAAGGUGUUAUUAGUGAAGUACAAACCAAAGUGUAGCUUAACGCUGCAUCAACAGGGAGAAAAUGGAGACGCUUUACCACCAGACAAACAAACAAAUUCAUGAGGUGCAGUCUCACAUGGGGAAUCUGGAGACCACAGACCGCCAGUCAGUACACUUGUUGGAGAACGACCUGCAGGCCAGAAUCGACCAGAUCUUCAACCAUUUAGAACGCCUUGAGAUCCUGGCCAGCAAGGAACCACCAAACCGCCGCCAGAAUGCCAAAUUGCGAGUGGACCAGCUGAAGUACGAUGUGCAGCACCUCCAGACGGCCCUACGAAACUUCCAACACCGACGGUACGCCAGAGAGGCCCAGGAGAGGGAGAGAGAAGAGCUCAUGAGCCGGACCUUCACAACCAAUGAUGCAGAUACCUCCAUCCCCAUAGAUGAGACCCUACAGUUAAACUCCAACUUGCACAACGCACACAGAGGCAUGGAUGACCUCCUGGGCAGUGGCAGCAGUAUCCUCAACGGCCUCCGAGAUCAGAGGGGGACGCUCAAGGGAACCCAUAAGAAGAUGCUGGAUGUGGCCAAUAUGUUGGGGCUGUCGAACACAGUCAUGAGACUGAUAGAGAGGCGAGCCACCCAGGACAAGUUCAUCAUGAUUGGAGGCAUGCUGCUGACCUGCGUCUUCAUGUUCCUGGUUAUCAAAUACCUGGGCUGAUCACCAUCCAUCCAUUCACGACAACGGUUUUCAGUCUGACUUGGACUCUCUUAACACCACAGCCCCAUGACAUGUGAACAGUGAUAUAAUUCUUGUGUUUUCAAUGUUAUGAGAUUUGGAAAAAAAGUCAUGAUUUUUUUUAUAAACUGUGCCAUCAUUUUUUUUUUUUUUUGGUUUCCCACUAUUCUUUCUUUUUUGGCACCCAUAAAAUUGUACGGUUGGUGUAGAGUUCAAAUAGAUGUACAAUAUUUCAUUCCACUCCAAGCUCAAAGAUGGCAUUGAACUUGCUGCCCUCCUUGACUUUCACACAUCCAUAAUCCAGUCCUGCAUCAAAUCAAACUGUGUAACUGUAAAUCAGUAAUGUGACAUUUCAGAUGGCUUUCUGCUAAUUUAUAAGCUCAUAUUUUGCCUUUGCCUCCACUGAACAGCUAUUCAUUGUUUUGUUGUUUUUGUCUCCCUUAAUCAUGCCAGAAAUGUUGUAUUAAUAUCAUUCUGCCUUGUUAAGUAUGGUUCCUAGAGAAAUUGGGGAGAAUAAGGAAAUAACAGUCUUGACCUGAUCAUCCAUAUUUAAUAACAUGGCAAAAUAAUACUGCCUGGGGAUUCUCACUUUAUGUGUAGUGAUGUGUGAUAGCCAGGGGAUGAAUAGGGUGGCAACAAGGACCCUCUCAGAGAAACAACAGAAGCAAAAAGUAUUAGUAAUUGUUUGACAUGCAGUUUCAUAAAGUUAAAUAUUGUAACUACCCUUGUAAGAAUCUCUUGAACUUACACUUGGGUCUAGUCUCACUAUGUGAGUGCUUUAAUUCUCUUAAUAGAAUAAAAAUCCAUUAUGUCUUGGUUUUA